Lagopus leucura (white-tailed ptarmigan) is the source of this 2698-nucleotide messenger RNA. Its product is annotated as ARF GTPase-activating protein GIT1-like. Gene Ontology annotation, biological process: actin filament organization; cell migration. Gene Ontology annotation, molecular function: actin filament binding. Lineage: Eukaryota; Metazoa; Chordata; Aves; Galliformes; Phasianidae. The record is from RefSeq and is a predicted model, not a curated record. Bases 49 to 2340 code for a protein of 763 amino acids. The transcript has 17 exons.
GGACGCGGGAGCGGGCGGAGCCGAGCGGGGCAGCAGCGGAGCGCAGCCAUGAGCCGCCGCGUGGUGCGUCAGAGCAAGUUCCGCCACGUCUUUGGGCAGCCGGUGAAGGCCGACCAGAUGUAUGAGGACAUCCGUGUCUCCAAGGUGACGUGGGACAGCUCCUUCUGCGCCGUCAACCCCAAAUUCCUGGCCAUCAUUGUGGAGUCGGGUGGCGGGGGGGCCUUCAUGGUCCUGCCCCUGUCCAAGACAGGCCGUGUGGACAAGAACCACCCGCUGGUGACGGGGCACACGGCGCCCGUGCUGGACAUCGACUGGUGCCCUCACAACGACAACGUCAUCGCCAGCGCCUCCGAGGACACCACCGUUAUGGUGUGGCAGAUCCCAGACUACAUCCCCGUGCGCAGCAUCACGGAGCCGGUGGUGACGCUGGAGGGGCACUCCAAGCGCGUGGGCAUCAUCUGCUGGCACCCCACAGCCCGCAACGUGCUGCUGAGCGCAGGCUGUGACAACCUGGUUAUCCUCUGGAAUGUGGGCACGGGGGAGAUGCUGCUGGCUCUGGAGGACAUGCACACCGACCUCAUCUACAACGUGGGCUGGAACCGCAACGGCAGCCUCCUGGUCACCACCUGCAAGGACAAGAAGGUGCGCGUCAUCGACCCGCGCAAGCAGACGGUGGUGGCGGAGAUAACCAAACCGCACGACGGCGCCCGGCCCAUCCGCGCCAUCUUCAUGGCCGAUGGCAAGAUCUUCACCACCGGCUUCAGCAAGAUGAGUGAGCGGCAGCUGGGCCUCUGGGACCUGGAGAGGUUCGCUCCCCACGAGGGGCUGAGGCCCGUGCGGGCCAUCUUCACGCGGGAAGGACACAUCUUUACCACGGGCUUUACCAGGAUGAGCCAACGGGAGCUGGGGCUGUGGGACCCGGUAACGAGGCCGCAUGGAGUGAUGCUCCCGGGAACUCGGCUUCCCAAACCCAAAUCCAUUCUUCCCCGUGUUUCCCCGUGUGCUGUGCCCGUGUGCCGUGCAGUGCCUGGGUGUGAGGUUGGGGGCCGGCAGAAGUUGGCUAGGUUCAACGCCCGGGAGUUUGCCACUCUGCUCAUCGAUAUUCUGGGGGAAGCCAAGCGCCGGCAGCAGGGCAAGAGCCCACUCAGCCCCACGGAGGCCCUCGACUAUUCACUGAGGAGCCAGAGCGACCUGGACGACCAGCACGACUACGACAGCGUCGCCUCCGACGAGGACACAGACCAGGAGCUGCUGCGCAACGCGUCUCGCAACAACCGUGCACGGAGCAUGGACUCCUCUGACCUGUCAGAUGGCCCCAUCACACUGCAGGAGUACCUGGAGGUGAAGAAAGCCCUGGCUGCCUCCGAGGCCAAAGUGCAGCAGCUGAUGAAGGUGAACAACAGCCUGAGCGAUGAGCUGCGCCGGCUGCAGCGUGAGAUCCACAAGCUGCAAUCAGAGAACACGCAGAUCCGGCAGCAGGCGGUGCCCCCGCACCCCACCCCAGCCCCCAGCGAGCGCCCUGAGCACGGGCACCCCCCCGGCACGGCCCCCCUGCACCGCCGUGACCGCCAGGCCUUCUCCAUGUACGAGCCGGGCUCGGUGCUGAAACCCUUUGGGCAGCCAGUGGAGGAGCUGGUGACCCGGCUGCAGCCCUUUGGAGGCGGCGAGGUGGAGGAUGAAGCUCUGUACUCCAUGCACAUCCCGGCCAGCGUGUACCGGAUGCGGAAAGGUCCGUCGGUCUCCUCCAUACCCUUUCCCCCAUCCUCCCCGCUGCUCUCCUGCCCUCCCGACGGUGCCCGGCACAUGAGCAAACUGGACCGGCACGGCAGCGGCACCGACAGCGACUAUGAUAAUACACAGACAGGCGAGAUCCUGCUGGGUGUGGAGGGGAAGCGCUUCGUGGAGCUGAGCAAGGACGAGGACUUCCCACACGAGCUGGACCCGCUGGACGGGGAGCUGGACCCCGGGCUGCCCAGCACAGAGGACGUCAUCCUGAAAACCGAGCAGGUCACCAAAAACAUCCAGGAGCUGCUGCGGGCUGCGCAGGAGUCCAAGCACGACAGCUUCGUGCCGUGCUCAGAGAAGAUCCACUCGGCAGUGACGGAGAUGGCGUCGCUCUUCCCCAAGAAACCGGCGCUGGAGACGGUGCGGAGCUCCCUGCGCCUGCUCAACGCCAGCGCCUACCGGCUGCAGAGCGAGUGCCGCAAAACCGUGCCGCCGGAGCCGGGCGCAGCCGUGGACUACCAGCUGCUGACACAGCAGGUCAUCCAGUGCGCCUACGACAUCGCCAAGGCGGCCAAGCAGCUGGUCACCAUCACCACCCGCGAGAAGAAGCAGUGAGCUCCAACCCACGGCCUCUGCUCUCCGUCUCCUCCCUCUGGUUUGGGCUGAGUGCAGGCGGCUGUUGCAGCAGAGCUGGUGCUCGGCCCUGGGGAGGUGCCCCCGUACAGCAGCCCCAGCCCGCUCCUAACUUAUCCUGUACAUAGCGUGUGCCAUCCUCCUGGGUGGCCACGUUUUCCCCCCCCCUCCCCGCGGCCGCGCUCCCCCAGGGCCGCCCGCAGCAUUACACUGGACAGGGGAUGCCUGGAGGCCUUCCCCAUUUUCUCCCCUCCCGGGCGUCCUGCCCCGCGCCGCGCUGCCUCGUGUAAGAUGUGUCCUUGUACAUUUGUAUCAAUAAAGAUGUGAGCGUUGCACGGCC